This is a messenger RNA of Aegilops tauschii subsp. strangulata, 4038 nucleotides long. The record is from RefSeq and is a predicted model, not a curated record. Lineage: Eukaryota; Viridiplantae; Streptophyta; Magnoliopsida; Poales; Poaceae.
CUACGCUUGCUCAACUUGUGCACAAUGACCAGAGAGUGGUGCGUCGUUUUGAGUUGGUCAUAUGGGUCUGUGUCUCUGAGAAGUUCGAUAUUAAGGAAAUAAUCCGGUCUAUAAUACAAGUGGCCAUGUUGAACAAGUGUGAUUUGACCGAGAUGGAGGCACUGCAGAAGAAAAUUGGUGAAGUGUUGGGCAACAAAAGGUACCUCCUGGUUUUGGAUGACGUUUGGAAUGAAGAUGGACAGAAGUGGGAUGAUAUGAGAUCAUUGCUAUGCUCGCAUGUUGGCUCAGGUAGUGCUAUAAUUGUGACAAGCCGCAGCAAUCAAGUUGCUUCUAUAAUGGGGACACUUCUUCCACAUCAUAUGUCACCUCUAGAUGAUGAUCAAUCAUGGGUGCUUUUUCAGAUAAAUGCAUUUGGAAGGGAAGUGGAGAGGCAAGAGGAAUUGAUUUCAGUAGCUAAGGGUAUUGUCCACAAGUGUAAGGGAUUGCCUCUUGCUAUCAAGACCAUAGCUUCUUUACUUCGUUCGAAGCAUCAUAGUGAGUGGUUCUCUGUUCUGGAUAGUGAUGUCUGGAAAGAUGACAUCCUUGCAACUACUGGGAUUGUACCUGCACUACAGCUAAGCUAUGAUCACUUGUCAUUAGAAGCAAAAAUAUGUUUUUCCUUCUGUGCUAUCUUCCCCAAGGGCAGAAUAAUGGAUAAAGAUAUGUUAAUCCAACUAUGGAUGGCAAAUGACUUUAUUGCAUCAGAAACAAGAGGCCAACAAAUCUUCGAUGUGCUCGUUUGGAGAUCUUUCCUACAAAUUGUCGAGAAUCAAAGGAAAUUGUUCGCCUCCGCGUAUGAAGAUGUGUUCACCCACCGAUCAACUAAAUGUAAGAUGCAUGAUCUCAUACAUGACCUUGCAGUCACCGUAGGCUCAGAUGAUUGCUCCUUUCUGCAAGGAUCCACAUAUACCAAUUCGUUACAGCAUGAGGUUAGACAUUUGUCACUUGAUUAUGUCAGUGAUAAUACUAUUGCAGCCAUGAAGCGAUUUCUAGCUCCCCGAGCCCGCACAAUAUUGAUCCAAUGGAACUCGAUGUGUACUGGGACUCCUCUGGAUACGCGCAACUCUCUGGUUAAGGUCAUGUCAAAAUUCAUGGCCUUGCGAGCAUUGAAGACAUCCUCAAUCGAGACACAUAUGACAAAAUUAAAGCAUCUUCGCUAUCUAGAUUGUUCUUGUUCUCACAUAUCUGAACUACCUGAAGCCACUACCAUGUUGUACAGAUUGCAAACAUUGAAGCUCAAUGGUUGUCAAUACCUUCGGAAAUUACCAGAAGGCAUAAGAUAUAUGAGUGGUCUUCGGCACAUCUUUCUUGUUGCGUGUUAUCGUUUGAAGCGCAUGCCACAAGGUAUUGGUAGCUGGAUUCUCUGCAGACAUUGACGAAUUAUGUCAUUGAUAGCGAUGCAGGUGGUGGAAUUGAUCAACUGAAAGAUUUGAAUCUAGGUGGCGGUCUUUCUUUGACUGAGCUGAGAAAAGUGCGUAGUGCAGAAAAUGCUAAACAAUGCAACAUGUCUGCCAAGCAUAAUUUGAAACUAUUGUCACUCGAUUGGGGAAAUGGACCUUAUAGCUUACAUGAUGGAUAUGAAGUAGAUACUAAUGCAGAAGGAAUAUUAGAGGCACUUCGACCUCACAAAAGGCUUGAAGCUUUACUAUUAUCUAAUUAUACUGGUGCUAAAUUGUCAUCAUGGAUUCACAACUCUACAGUAUUAGAACAUCUCAGUGAACUUUGUCUGAGUAGUUGCAAGAACUGCAAGGAUCUUCCACCAUUAUGGCAGCUGCCCUCUCUCGUGUACAAUGGGGAAUCCGGUAUUUCUCUGCCACCCUUCUUUCCUAAAUUGGAAACCAUUAUGCUUUACAACAUGCCUAAGCUAGAGAGAUGGCAUCAGGAGGUGGCAGGACAAGUAGCAGUUGUAUCAUUUCCACAGCUCAAAAAGCUAAAUAUUUCUAAAUGCCCAAUGCUAGCAAGCAUGCCCAAGACGCUCCCUUUGCUUGAAGAUCUGCUGGUGAAGGAGGCAAGAGACAUUCCUCUUUACCAUCUGAUGAAUCUGUCUGUGCAAUCUAAUCUUGAGUGCAAAGGCAAAAUUCUAAUUGAACCUACAGUUGGUUGGCUUCCUAUUGGUGACCAUCAUUUCUCGAGGCAUGGUGACUCUUACAUGAGGCUGACACUCGAGAAUUUGACAUAAAAUGUGGAGCACUUUGAAGAGGAGCUGAACAGAAUACCUUGCAGAUUUAUUAAAGUGAUGGAUAUAGUAGAUAGCCACUGUCUUCUCUCAUCUGAACCAUCCCAAAUACAACGGAAUAUAUGGAACCAUUUUGGUUUUGUUGAGGAUCUAUUUAUUUCAGGCAACAAUAAUAUAAUACAAUGGCCAGCGAUAGAGUUCAGAAAAUGUCCUGCCACCUCGACUCCAGGAGCUUUCAAUUGUCCGAUGUGAAAAUCUGGUGGAGGUACCAAAGUUGCCUGCAUCUCUUGAAAAUUUGCAGAUCCGUUAUUGUCGCAAACUGUUGUCCAUGCCAACAAUUCUUGGGAACGUAAAAAAAUUGAGAUCACUCGAAGUGUAUGGGUGCGACGCGUUGACAAUAUUUCCAGAUGGGAUGUAUGGAGUCACUGCGCUCAAGAGGCUAGAAAUCAGGCGGUGCCCGAGUUUAGAGACACUACCGGAGGGACUCCUGGAGCAGCUCCCAGCCCUCAAGGAACUGUGUAUCAGAGGCUGCUCCAACUUGGAGGAAGCUUUCUCAAGAGAUGUCAACACUCAAAGGUACGUACGGGGAGCUGAGGCGCGGGCUAGGAGUUGGGGUCUUCUUCAGGAAUCUGAUAUUCAGUGACGCGGAUGCUCAUUGUUGGUGCCCUUUUUAGCUGAAACUCACAAAUUCUGACAGUCAGAAUGCAAUGCCUAGGAAAAGAUAUUGGUCUUUAUGGGAUGAGAUGAGUCGCUGCAGGAAAGAAUUGUUCAUGAACUGGGAUUCUCUUGAAGCAGGUCCAGAAUUCAUUGACUGAAUCUGUUGUAUGGUGGAACAGCAGUGUUAGCGGCGGCCUGGCAAAAACAGAGGAGGGGCUCCUCUGUUUCGGGCAACACCAAUGCUUUUUAGUUUAGCUUUUUCAGGUAUGUGACGGGACGGUAGGAAGUUAGUGGUGAGUGCCACACUGGAGUUGAACCUUUCUUUCUUUCUUUCUUUCUUUCUUUAUGGCACCUCCUAAGUUACUUGUUGAUCCAAAGAUUCGCUGAAGAAAGGGAACUGAAGCACAAGACGGCUCAGUUAAGUUCAGUUAGGGAUGCCGCAGAUGAUACAAUAGCAGGGGUAUCAGUUAUUACGUCCAAAUGAAAUGAUUCACAUUGGUUAAAGGCUACUGCAGUUGUACAUGCAUUGCAACAGUGAAGUUUAUAUAUAGUCCCUGCCUUCUACGAGUCAUGAGGAGCAGUGAUCGCAGCAAGGCAGGGUCAUCGAUCUUUGGGUGAAGAUGGUCCGAUGUGUGUUGUAUGUAUAACUCCUGGCAUGUUGCUUGUUUUUCAGGCAUAGAGAUUAUCGUUUUUUUUUGAAGCUUCAUGUUGCAUGUUGCUGAAGUGGGCGAGGAUGCCACCAUCGUCGGCGGCGCCCGUGGGUGUCGUUUUCCUCGUUGGAGGCGAUGGUGAGGCGUCCCUCACUCCAUUGUUUUCGGGGGAAACCUUAGAUCUGGUCUGAGGAUGGAUCGAUGGAUGAAGGAGGUGACGGCCCUUGCAGUGUGCGCAUGUGGUGCCCACUGAAAGUGCGUCGGACCGGUGUGUAACCCAAACCAGGUAUUGUGGCUUGGAUGAGGCAUCCGGCAUUAGAUGUUAGGUGUUGGUGCGAUGUGUAUUUGGUAUUAGGCUGGGACAUUCAACACCCCUUCAUCACGGGAUAGGAGUAGCGGCCGACAGGUGUUGCCAAGAUGGUGGCUUCAGGCUUACUGAUGUAUUACCUUGUAAAGGCUUUGUGAAUAAUUAAUAAAAUGGUUGCAUGCAUCGCUCAGAUGCAGAGGCCGAGGGUA